UGUUUGCUAUUUUGUAAUUGGUCAGCCCUGCGUUGGUUGUGCAGUGUGAGAAGGGGCCCUUGUUGAUUUCAGGAGUCAUCAUGGCGCUCAAUGCGACAAUUAAAGAGCACCCGUACGCCCAUCUGAUCGACACGUUACCAGAUGGUAUCAAGUUCUACAACCCACGUAAAUUAGGCGACCCGAGAUACGACAAACUGCCGCUGUCCAUCCGGAUCUUGCUGGAGGCGGCGAUUCGCAACUGUGACGGUUUCUACACGAAAGAGGAGGAUGUGCAGAACAUCUUGGACUGGCAGCAGCAGCAGGAAAAGGCAGCGGUGCCGUUCUCCCCGGCUCGAGUCCUUCUGCAGGACUUCACUGGUAUUCCUGCUAUGGUGGACCUGGCAGCUAUGAGAGACGCUGUGGCCAAACACGGCGUCGACCCCGACCUAGUCAACCCGAAAUGCCCCACGGACCUCAUCGUAGACCACUCGCUACAAAUCGAUUACAGCAAAUGCGCCAUACAGAACGCUCCCAACCCGGGUGGAGGCGACAGCUCCAACCAGAGCCAGCCUCCUCCUCCUCGGUCCACAGCGGCCCGGCCUCCGUCCAGAGGCGGCUCCCACUGCGGGGGCCAGCGGGGCUCCUGCAGCAAGGCCGCCUGCAGCGACCCCCCCGCCUCGUCGGGCCGUCCUACCUCUGUCCAGCAGAUCGAAAACACUCCCCUGCUCUGCCCCUUCCACCUGCAGCCCGUUUCUGAAGUGGAAACGGCUUUGAAGAACCAGGAAAUGGAACUGCAGCGAAACAAAGAGAGGCUUCAUUUUUUUAAGUGGUGUUCGAAGGCUUUUAAAAAUGUGAACGUGGUUCCUCCGGACGUCGGCGCCGUCCACCAGGUGAACCUGGAGUAUCUGUCCAGGGUGGUGCAGGUCAGCGACGGACUGAUCUAUCCCGACAGCGUGGUGGGCACCGACUCCCACACCACCAUGAUCAACGGCCUGGGAAUCCUGGGAUGGGGCGUCGGAGGAAUCGAGUCUGAAGCAGUGAUGCUGGGCCAACCGGUGUCGCUGACCCUACCUCAGGUGAUGGGCUGCAAACUGGUGGGCUCCAUCAACCCGCUGGCCACCUCCAUCGACAUCGUCCUCGGCAUCACAAAGCACUUGCGGCAGGCGGGAAUCUCUGGGAAGUUUGUGGAGUUUUUUGGACCAGGUGUCUCCCAGUUGUCGGCGCCUGACCGGACCACCAUCGCCAAUAUGUGUCCAGAAUACAACGCCACCGUCAGCUUCUUCCCCGUCGACCACGUAACACUCAAGCACUUUAAAAAGACAAAUUUCACUGACAAAAAGCUUGAAUUACUGGAGUCCUACAUGAAGGCUGUAAAUCUUUUCCGAAGCUAUGAAGAAUCCUCAGAAGAUCCUCAGUUCUCAGAGGUGAUCGAGAUCAACCUGAGCUCCAUGGUUCCCCACGUAAGCGGACCCAAAAGACCCCAAGACAGAGUGGCCAUCAGCAGCAUGAAGGACGACUUCCAGAGCUGCCUCAACGAGAAGGUGGGAUUUAAAGGCUUCCACAUCGCCAAGGAGAAGCAGGACGUCCGCAUCCCCUUCCUGCACGGCGGUCAGGAGUAUCAGCUGGCGCACGGCUCCGUGGUCAUCGCCGCCGUCAUCAGCUGCACCAACAACUGCAACCCGUCUGUCAUGCUCACCGCAGGCCUGAUGGCCAAGAAGGCCGUGGAAGCCGGGCUCGUCGUCAAGCCCUACAUCCGGACCAGCCUGGCUCCUGGAAGUGGGAUGGUCACCCACUACCUCAACGCCAGUGGAGUCCUGCCUUACUUCAACCAGCUGGGGUUUGAGGUCAUAGGUUAUGGCUGCGCCACCUGCGUGGGGAACACGGCGCCACUACCAGAAGCCGUAGUCGACGCCAUCAAAAAGGGGGACCUGGUGGCCUGCGGUGUGUUGUCUGGCAACAGGCACUUCGAAGGCCGGCUGUGUGACUGCGUGCGCGCCAACUAUCUGGCCUCCCCUCCCUUGGUGGUGGCGUACGCCAUCGCAGGCACAGUGGGAAUCGACUUUGAGAAAGAGCCUCUAGGCUGGACUUCGGAGGGUAAGGAAGUGUAUCUUCGUGACAUUUGGCCAUCCAGAGAGGAAGUCCAACAGACCGAGGAGGACACGGUCAUCUCUGCCAUCUUUAAGGACCUCAGGAGGAGGUUGGAGAAAGGGAACACGUUUUGGAACAAGAUUGAAUGUCCAGACUCGGUGGUUUUCCCCUGGGAUCACAAGUCCACGUAUAUCCGCUCGCCACCGUUCUUCAGCAAACUCAGUAAAGAUAUUCCUCCGCCCCAGUCGAUAGAAAACGCUCACGCCUUACUGUUCCUCGGAGACAAAGUGACCACGGAUCACAUCUCACCAGCCGGCAGCAUUUCCAGAGUCAGCGCCGCCGCCAAGUACCUGCAGAGCAAACGGCUGACGCCACGGGAGUUUAACUCGUACGGCGCUCGCCGAGGGAAUGACGCGGUGAUGACGAGAGGAACCUUUGCCAGCAUCAAGCUCCACAAUCGGUUCAUCGGCAAGCCAGGCCCAAAGACUCUGCACAUUCCCUCCGGCCAGACUCUGGAUGUGUUUGAGGCAGCUGAUCGCUAUCAGAGAGACGGCACACCCCUCAUCAUCCUGGCAGGAAAAGACUACGGCUCUGGAAACUCCAGGGACUGGGUAGCUAAGGGACCGUACCUGCUGGGCGUCCGCGCCGUCAUCGCCGAGAGCUUCGAGAAGCUCCACAAGAGCCAGCUGGUGGGGAUGGGCAUAAUGCCGCUGCAGUUUGUGUCGGGGCAAAACGCUGACACGCUGGAGCUGAGUGGGAAGGAGCGCUUCAGCGUGGCGCUGCCGGAGAGCCUGCGGCCGCGGCAACAGCUCACCGUCAGGACCAGCAAAGGGACGUCGUUCAGCGUCACGGCGCUGUUCGACUCCGAGGUGGACGUUAUCUUUUUCCAACACGGGGGGCUUCUGAGGUUCGUCGCUCGGACUGUGGUGGAAAACGGACCGGCCGCCGCCGCCGCCGGCGAACAGCGGCUGACUUCAGUCUGAAUCCUCUGCCGGUUCUCGGUCUCGUCCGCUUCUACGUCCUCAGACUUUUGGAACGUCCGUUUUUUUGUUUUUGUUCAUUUUUUUUUUUUUUUAAGCCUGUAGCGGGAGCGUCUUUUAAGUUAAUACACAAACGUCAGCAUUUCUGCUCACAAGUAUAAACCCAAGAAGAAGAAGAAGAAACGACGGCGUUCACCGUGUGUGGAGACUGUACUGCCUGUAAACGUGGUCGUCUUGUGUUUCGUUGCUGGAGAACUCUGGAGGUUUUUCAUUUGACUGUUCUGUAGCCAACACCGCUUUGGAAAGCUAAGAUGGAGCACUUCAUCGCAACCUGAUUUUUUCCCCCCAAUAUCAGAAUUCUGCAUGAUUUUUUUUUUCCGUCGGAGCAGAAUCGUCUCUUGUGCUGGUGAUGUUUCUUUAAUUGGGUGUUUUCCAGAAAAUAACAGUUUUGUGAUGAAAUCAAUUGUGUGUUAAUACUCUUCACCUGUACAAUGCCGGUCAGAAGUUUGGCUUUUUAUUUUUAUGGUGGGUCAACAAUACAACAUACAACCAGCGAUUUUAUUUUUCAAAACAAUAAUUCACCGUUUUCUCUACCGUCCAAUUGGUCAAACGUGUACAUGCACGCUAAAAUAUAUCUAUAUACACCCACUAAUAUUUUGUCAAAUGUCUUUUUGUAAAGUUUUCUUCGUUGUAGUCUGGCAGUCAUUCUGACUGCAUCGUCUUUCCAGAAAUGCUGAUAAAUUUUAAGCAUCACCCACAAAUGUUCAACAGGAUGGACAUCCGGUCCAAUCAGUAUUGCUAAUGUACUUUGACCAAUCCAGAACCAGUUCUGAUGUGAGCUUGUUGUUGCAGAACUUUAUCUUCAACUUUCAUCCAUUUGACUCAAACCGUUAUCAAAUCUGCAUGGAUCAGAGAAACUCUUUAUGGUCAGAUUGGUCUCUUUGGUCUUAAUGACAAGACUUAUGUAUGGUAGUGGAGGCAUCAUGCUGUGGAAAUGGUGCAUUGUAUACUUGGAGGAAAAGAAAAAAACAUCCAAAUUCAAUUUAAAUAUUUUUGCCCUGCAAAAACAUACAAACUCUCAGCACACUUGAGAUUAGACUAAAUUAGUUUCAAAGUAAUAAUUCAGCAAAAUAUGAGCUAAAUAAGUAAAUAAUUCUUUGUUCAUUUUAAAUAGUACAAGUUCCACUGGUAUAUUUGUUUCACUUGCAGUAAAGACAUUUUACCCAUGUUCUAAGUGGAACUAUUGCUUUUU
Messenger RNA from Poecilia latipinna (sailfin molly), 4299 nucleotides. It is a transcript of the gene ireb2, whose product is annotated as iron-responsive element binding protein 2. The transcript is spliced from 22 exons. The record is from RefSeq and is a predicted model, not a curated record. The coding region runs from base 81 to 3050 and encodes 989 amino acids. Lineage: Eukaryota; Metazoa; Chordata; Actinopteri; Cyprinodontiformes; Poeciliidae.